ACACAAGCCAGGAAAAAAAGUGCAAACCCAGAGCAGUGAAGGUGAGCUUGAUGAGAGCUGGAGACUCAAAGAAGAGUCAAAAGAGGAGAUUCAGAACCAUGGAAAUCAUCUAUAAAUUCAGAAAGAUGCUCUGUCCUUCCUGGCUUUUGGCUGCAGCAGUCUUGUGUUUUCACAGUCCGUAUGUCGACGGCCGCUGCUUGGAUCUGAUAGACUGCAUGGGCCUUAAAACUAAUGAACAAAAACUGCAGUGUAUCAGGCAGUGCAGACCAGCACAAGAAUCCUCCAAUGACAGGAGACUUUCUUCAUCUGAACAGCAGAACAGUGAAGAAGAGGUUGAGGAAGAGAGCCUGAGUUUGGGUUUGCUCUUAUCGGCUCUGUCUCCUGAUUCAACGGAGCUCAGAGACGCUACUGGAGAAGCCCCUCACAACGACGAGAGGAGGUCUUACUCCAUGGAGCACUUCCGCUGGGGCAAACCCAUGGGCCGCAAACGCCGACCCGUCAAAGUGUUCACCAGCGGCGCCCUGGAGGAGGAGCCCGAGGAGUCGGAGGAAAGCGUGCGCGUGGAGCGAGGGCAGAACGGCAUGCUGGACGUCCAGCAGAGGAACAAUGCAAAGAGCAAAGGAAAGUAUCGCAUGACCCAUUUCCGCUGGAACGCUCCACCUGACAAGCGCGACGGAGGCUUCAUGAGGCCGUAUUCAGAUCAAUCCCAUAAGCCCCUGCUCAUGCUCAUACGAAACGUCUUUGUUAAAGACGCACAGCAGUUCAGAGAUUAAGAGAGGAGAGAAUGGACAGAAUAUUUGAUGUCAAAACAUUUAAAUGUGUAACAUGCAACCUUAAUUAAAAAAAAAAAAAAAACUGGCAGAACCAAAAAGACAGGAUAUGAAACAUUGUCCGAUGCAGGAAAAAAUAAACAAAAGAGUCACUAAUAUAUUAAAUUCAGGAUAUAUCACAUGACUAUGAAAGGCACAUUACUUGACAUUUAUAAUUAAUUUAUAUACUCGACACAAUAACUAUCACCUCUGGGAUUUAAGAAGUAAAGAUAUUCAGAAAUGCCAGGUAUUUGUUUACCUGAGACAGUUUUACUGUAAUAU
Carassius auratus (goldfish) is the source of this 1091-nucleotide messenger RNA. RefSeq names its product pro-opiomelanocortin-1-like. Gene Ontology annotation, cellular component: extracellular region. NCBI's taxonomy places the organism in Eukaryota, Metazoa, Chordata, Actinopteri, Cypriniformes, Cyprinidae. Gene Ontology annotation, molecular function: neuropeptide hormone activity. The transcript has 3 exons. Bases 51 to 773 code for a protein of 240 amino acids. The record is from RefSeq and is a predicted model, not a curated record. Gene Ontology annotation, biological process: neuropeptide signaling pathway.